Struthio camelus australis is the source of this 2574-nucleotide messenger RNA. RefSeq names its product repulsive guidance molecule BMP co-receptor a (gene RGMA). Lineage: Eukaryota; Metazoa; Chordata; Aves; Struthioniformes; Struthionidae. The record is from RefSeq and is a predicted model, not a curated record. Gene Ontology annotation, biological process: BMP signaling pathway. Gene Ontology annotation, molecular function: coreceptor activity. Gene Ontology annotation, cellular component: plasma membrane.
UGCGGAUGGAAAGUUGCAGGGAGAGGAUAGUGGUUAAAGCUCGAGCUGGAUGGAUGGGUAUGGGGAGAGGGGCAGGAUCCACAGCCCUGGGACUUUUCCAAAUCCUCCCUGUCUUUCUCUGCAUCUUCCCUUCAGUGACGUCUCUAUGCCAGAUCCUCAAGUGCAACUCUGAGUACUGGGCGGCCACGACUGGCUCUCACCUCCUGGGCACGGAGGACGCGCCCGAGUUCUGCACGGCGCUGCGCGCCUAUGCGCACUGCACCCGCCGCAUGGCCCGCACCUGCAGGGGCGACCUGGCCUACCACUCUGCCGUUCAUGGCAUAGACGAUCUCAUGGUGCAGCACAACUGCUCCAAGGAUGGCCCCACUUCCCAGCCCCGGCUCCGGACAUUGCCCCCCGGGGACAGCCAGGAGCGCUCCGACAGCCCCGAAAUCUGCCACUACGAGAAGAGCUUUCACAAACACUCAGCCACCCCGAACUAUACCCACUGCGGGCUCUUUGGGGACCCCCACCUCAGGACUUUCACAGACAGCUUCCAGACCUGCAAGGUGCAAGGGGCUUGGCCGCUCAUAGACAAUAACUACCUGAACGUCCAAGUCACCAACACGCCGGUGCUGCCUGGCUCCGCAGCCACUGCCACAAGCAAGCUCACCAUCAUUUUCAAGAGCUUCCAGGAGUGUGUGGACCAGAAAGUGUACCAGGCAGAGAUGGACGAGCUGCCUGCUGCCUUUGUUGAUGGCUCCAAGAACGGCGGCGACAAACACGGAGCCAACAGCCUGAAGAUCACGGAGAAGGUCUCGGGCCAGCACAUUGAGAUCCAGGCGAAGUACAUUGGCACCACCAUCGUGGUGAGACAGGUGGGCCGGUACCUCACCUUCGCCGUGCGCAUGCCGGAGGAGGUGGUGAAUGCCGUGGAGGACAGGGACAAUCAGGGCCUCUACCUGUGUCUCCGCGGUUGCCCGCUCAACCAACAGAUUGACUUCCAGACCUUCCGCUCAGCUCAGGCCACAGAGGGCCGCACUCGCAGGAAGGGGCCCAGCCUCCCUGCCUCCCCCGAGGCCUUCACGUACGAAACAGCCACAGCCAAGUGCAGGGAAAAGCUGCCCGUAGAGGACCUCUACUUCCAGUCCUGCGUCUUCGAUCUCCUCACCACAGGGGACAUCAACUUCAUGCUGGCUGCUUAUUAUGCCUUUGAGGAUGUGAAGAUGCUCCACUCCAACAAAGACAAACUGCACCUCUAUGAAAGGACACGGGACCUAGCCCCUGGCAAUGCAGCUCCCUCAGGGCGUCCUCAGGCCCUCCCUGCCCUCUGGGCAGCACUACUGUGUUUGAGUCGGUGUUGGUCAGUGUUGUUGUAGAAGUUUACUCCCACACGCCACAGAGAGUGGGGAAAGGGAAGCAGGAAGGGAUGAGGGACGUGAUGGCAGUGCUGGACAGCAAGUUGUUGAAUAGUAGACCCAGCUGGGAGUUAAAGGAUCAUCUUCAAAUCUCAGCCCCUCUCUUCAGUGCUAGCCCUUCCCCUUCCCAGUUCUUGCCUGGGAGGAAUGUGCUGCCCCUGGGACCAGUUGGGAGUUUUUGCUGGACCAUACCUCACAUGGCCCUUCCUCACCUCCCCCUCUCCUCCUCCUCCUUCUCCUCUCAGUAGUAUGGAUGUCAAUGAGCCUUCGCCUCCUCUUAGUGCUCCCUUGUGGUACUGAAAAUGCUCGUAGUGACUGUGAUGUUGGCGUUUGUGACCGUGGCUUUGUGUUAGGGGAGCUGUGCCCGCGAGGAGGGAGGAGGGAGCUGGGGUUUCCACUCGCCGGGUGCCGUGCUGCGGUUUUCCUGCUGUGCUGUUAAAACGCUCAACCCCUUCCAUGGCCCAUUUUGCACACUCGGCUCUUGGUAUAACCCUGCUUCUUCACAAGCACCGGUGCAAAGUGGCAGGUAGGGGCAGGGACAAGAGGGUGCAGAGAGGAAUGGCACGGUGCUUUGCUGGUGCUGGGCUGUGCUGCUCUGGUGGCCAACGGCAGCUUCUAGGCACAGGGGGGACAUGUUCCUCAAGUCCUGGCUGGUGUUUGUUGUGGUUCAAAGGACAUCUCCUAUUUUAGCCUGUUCACUUGGCUGAUUCGCUCGGUAGGUUUCCUCCUGGCUCCCUUGCGUCUGUGGCCAGACUCACUGAGGGCUCUUAAUUGCAACGGGAGAAACCUGGCCAGUAUUCAAGCGGUUUCUUCAACUUUUGCCCCGCACCGGAGGAAUUCCUUGUGCCGUUUGCUCCUCGCUCCCCUAAAAUGGGCGGCAGGGAGGCUGGUUAGUGGGGAGACCCAAUUUGCCCAUCUCCCGAGCCCUCCGCCAAUGGCGGGGCCUGUGACCCUCCCGAGCGCUCACAAGGGAAACCCGUGAGCCGGCUGAGCCCCCGGAGCGGACUGGAGCUUCGCUCCCUGUUUGUUUGCUGCUAGGUCUCUGCUCCUCUCCUAGUCCUGGGGCCUGACUUGCUACCCCAUUUCAGACCAGUUGCACCUUAAGCCCUGCUGGGCUUGAAUCUGAAAUUGGGCAGUGUUAGAAAUCCAGCCAGGAGACGGGAUGCAGCAGAUGACC